GAUGUGCGUUCAGUUUAUAUCAGAUUUCAUUUAUUGGUUUGGAUUCUCCGCCUGAUAAAGUCGUUUCUCAUUAUCGGUUCGUCUGAAAAUUAUUGAUGUUCAGUCUCUUUUGAAGCGAGUCUCUCCUGCGACUCGGCUCUCGUAUUUCUCUCCCUCUCAUCUGGCCUCAUGAUCUAAUCUGUGAGCACCGGAGCCACCAACGACUCGAGAAGCAUUGUGAUGCAUUGAAGUAAUGUGAAUGUGAUGGGGAGAUGGCUUUCUACUGACACUAUCAAUGUUUUGAGUUCUGUAAAAUUACUGUGACUGUCAAGUAUCUUGUAAAUCUAAUUGAUGUCUUAUCAUAACCAUUUUUUUUAUUUCAUUUAAAAUGAUUGUCAAUUUAAAGGUAAAGAUUUAACAAAGAACCUCAAUGUUUUAAUUGAAAGAGUCCUUUGCUGACUGCCUGCCCCUAUUGCUGGCCAUGGUGUCCCCCCAUUCCAAGAGUGUGGUUUGACCAUUCUGGGCCCCUGGGCAGACCAAAAAAGGGAGCCAUUGUGAAUGAAGACCGCUUUUGCCAUUAGGCCCAGGCCGGGUGGUGAGGAUGCCAUGGGGGUUAGGAAGAGAUGUGGAUAUGGGCGCUGGGGCAGAGACAGAUAUGGUCCUCCCAUAAGGACAGAUUAUCGCCUUAUUGUUGAGAAUCUUUCCAGCCGCUGCAGCUGGCAGGACUUGAAGGACUACAUGAGGCAGGCGGGGGAGGUGACGUACGCCGACACCCACAAGGGCCGCAGGAACGAGGGGGUGAUCGAGUUCCGGCUCUACUCCGACAUGAAGCGGGCUCUGGAGAAGCUGGACGGCACCGAGGUCAACGGCAGAAAGAUCCGGCUCAUCGAGGACCGGCCCGGGGCCCGGCGCCGCCGCUCGUACUCCCGCAGCCGGAGCCGCUCCAGGUCUCGCUCCAGGAGCCGCAGGUCCCGCAAGAGCCGCAGCCGCAGCGAGAGCAGCAGCCGCAGCCGCUCGCACUCCAGGGCGGCGUCUCGCUCCCGCAGUCGCUCUCGCAGCAAGAAGAACAAGAGCAAGAGCAAGAAGGAGGACGAGGAGCGCAGCAACGGCGCCGCCAAGAGCAAGGACCACAGCCGCAGCCGCAGCGCCAGCCCCAAGAGCAAGAAGGCCAAGAAGGACGGCAAGAAGGGCAAGAAGGACGACUCCAGGUCCCGGUCCCGCUCCCAGUCCAGGUCCCGGUCCCGGUCCAGAUCAGAAGUCAAAGAUCGCUCCAGGAAGUCGGGCUCCAAGGGCCGCGAUCCGCCGAAGAGCGACGAUGAGGGGGCGGAGCCCGAGCGGGGGUCCCGGUCCCGGUCCCCAUCCCCUGCCGAGCCCAAACCCAGAGCCGGCUCCAAGUCCAAAUCCAAAUCCAAGUCCCGCUCCCCCUCCCCCGCCAAGGCCCGCUCCCAGUCCAGGUCCCCCUCCCGGUCCCGGUCCCCGUCCCGCUCAAAGUCCCGCUCCCCGUCCCGCUCUCGCUCCCGGUCCCGCUCUUAGUGCAGGUCCAGUGCCGUUUUGUCACGUGUCCCCCCCGUCCCUCCCCGUCCCCCCGUCCCUCUCCCUCCCUCUCCUCCUGUGCCUCCCCCAACUCUUCCUCUUGUCCUCUAUUUACAUUCCCCGCCCCGCCCCGGCCCCGCCCCCUCCCGGUUUUUGAUAGGUAGCUGGAGGAAACCCGCCACUCGUGCUGCGUGUCUUUUCUGCACAUGCUGAUUCCAUAAUUUCCUUUGACUUUUACUCAGCGUUUUUCAUUAGAGGCGUUUGUAAAUUAACAGGGUGCGCUCGUUUUAUAAGUUUCAACGAUGGAAUGGUCUGUCUUACCUUGUUUUUUUUUUUAAUUGGUUGUAGUGGGAAUGUGUUUCAGACCCAACCUUAAAUCCUUGUAUCAUUUUGUUUCACAUUAAAGAAAAAGGCCUGUUCUGAA
This is a messenger RNA of Salarias fasciatus (jewelled blenny), 1936 nucleotides long. RefSeq names its product serine and arginine rich splicing factor 4 (gene srsf4). Gene Ontology annotation, molecular function: mRNA binding. Lineage: Eukaryota; Metazoa; Chordata; Actinopteri; Blenniiformes; Blenniidae. The record is from RefSeq and is a predicted model, not a curated record. The transcript has 5 exons. The coding region runs from base 538 to 1512 and encodes 324 amino acids. Gene Ontology annotation, cellular component: nucleus; cytoplasm.